GCGGACUGUCAAAACUUCUGCAACACAUCAGCAGUAGAUACAGUGAGUGAAAUGAUUUCGAACAGUGUUUGCGUUCACUAAAGGUUCAGCUUAGAACGAUAUUAAUGUGAGAAGUACUUUAGCUGAAAGUGAACUAUGAACUUUGGUGCCGAUGGAAGCUAUUAUGACGACUACUCGACCGACUCCUUCAACUACUCCGAGUCAGUCUUUAAUUUCACCCCUAAGGAGUUCUUCAGGGUCUUCCACGAGCACCGGCAGUCUCGGAGGAUAUUGUUUCCUGACGCAGAGAUCGUCCUCAUAGUAUUCUACUCCAUCCUCAUCACCUCAGGUGUGGUGUCGAACGCGCUGCUCUGUUUCGUGGUAGCUCGGCAGUGUUCCCGCCGCACAAUAUCCAAUUCUGGACCGACCCCCAGGAACCUGUACAUCGUGAACUUGGCUGUGGCGGACUUGGGCCUGUGCCUGCUUGUCAUGCCCUUCACGCUGGUGUCACUACUGCGCAUGCGCUGGACCCUGGGUGUCGUGAUGUGCAAGAUGGUGCCGGUGGCGCAAGGGACCAACAUCACAGUCUCCGCUGGGACUAUCUCUGCCAUUGCUCUGGACAGGUACUAUACAAUAGUGCGGUCACCCAGGGGCCAAGUCUGCCAAAUGGCCACUUGCAGUGUUGCCGUCACCAUCACCUUACUGUGGACCAUCUCUCUGUUGCUCAUGGUACCCCUACUGUUGUACCAAGACGUUGAAGUCGUCAAAAUAGCAGGAUUGGUGGUGUACGAAGCGUGCGUGGAGACGUGGCCCUCCCCCAUGCUACAAUGUAUAUACACGCUAACCCUGUCCGUCCUGCAGUUCUUGGUGCCGGUGCUACUACUCAGCAUUAUCCACACCAAGAUCUCCGCUUAUCUGAGUGUCCAUCUCAUAUCUCCUCCGAGAGAAUCCGCUUGUAAACGAGCUCGAAGAGAGUUUCGACGUAACCGUCGCACGAUGAUCAUCCUGUCAUGUAUAGCUAUAGUAUACGCGCUGAGCUGGCUGCCGAUGACGGCGUUUACGGUACUGAUGGAACUGAACCCUCGUGCUAUCACAUCCCCUAAGACCAUCUACCUGGUGUUCUCUGUGUGUCACCUUGUCGCCAUGUCCUCCACCGUCACCAACCCACUCCUCUACGGCUGGCUCAACACUAACUUCCGCAGAGAGCUCGGAUCCGUUCUGGGCAGGGAGAAGAACCAACAGAGGGAACAUCGUCAGCAGUAUACUAGUGUGCACAGGCCUUCGGUGUUUGUCAAGGAUCGAAGGAUCAGCUUUACGUUCUUGACGACGCUGACAACAGGCACGACCAGUCACCGCAGUGGCGUUAGUGUGCACGGUGGCGUAUCUAGGGUGGAGCAUGUGUAAAGAGACUCGAUAUAUUCCGGCGCGCGCUUAUCCGGAACAUCCGGUAAUCCAACGUCUCGGGAAUAACUCCGCCGGAGACUUCCAGUCGCCCGAAGAAAUAUGUGUGAGAGAUGGGAGGUUUGAAAGAGCGAAAACACUGUACCUGAAAAUAAAAUCUUCUUCCUUAGGGAAGUAGAUACCAAAUAGCUUGUUUUUAAAAUUUGUGUAGAUACCCUUUAGUAUCGGUUUAUAGUGCAAUUCUCUAAUCCAUUAAUCUCGAUUACGUAUUAUUAGAGAUUAGAAAUAGUUACGCGAAGGUAUAAGAACAUUUUGUAACCUACUUUUGAAGUGUUUUUAAGGUAUUAUCUUAACUUUACAAUUACAGUCUAAGUUGUGAAACUAUAUAUUUAACGAAGUCAAAUCUAUUACUGUAUUUCAUAAGAUAUUGCUCUAUUGCUCAAUUUUACUGAAUGAUUGCAUAACGGUUUCGUGAAUACGAACGGAAUGUGGUUUCUUAUCUAAAGACCUUCCCUCUCUCAGCAUUUCGAGUUAACUGUGCCUUCUUUAAGUACCACUUGUAAGUAUAGUUGGACUUUUGGUCACGAUGUGGGCUUGUGCAGAUUUCAACAACCUCCCAUCCGUGACCAAGCCGUUGCUGAAGAUUUGUACGGUUUAAUGUAAAAACUGUUACCAAUACUAUGUCUAUUACUAAGCAAUGAAUCAAUCAUGAAUUAGGUAAUGUGACUUUAGUUAUAUUUACUAUUAGAAGCAUUAUUUAUUGCAAUAAUUAUUCGUUUAGUGUUUUGUAAUCAAAGUGUAUAAAAAGAUUACAAAUAUUUGAUUUAAAUUAAAACGUUAUACAUAUUUUUAGUAGUCUGGUCAUAGAGUAUGCGAGACAUUAUUAAUGGAAAAUAAAUAAGAGAGGUUACCAGUUGGUUGCUGUCGCUACAGAAUUAAUUAUCGAAUCGUGCAAUCUGAUUAAACCGCUACCAGUUUUAUAUAGUCGUAAUUGAACUUAUGAAUGAAUCAGCUGUUUAUUCCAUCCUAAUCUGUUUGAUAAUCUAAAACAAAAUUCGCGGUUGACAGAUUACUUCUUAAAAUGACAAUGACGAUAGAUAUUCUCUAUAUUUUGAACAUAAUAAUUAAAGUUAAUUUCAUCACAAUGCUUUACACUUGAUGCACCAUAAUAGCGGUUCUUUAUUAAACUAGACACAAUACGAGAUAUUUAUCGCAUUGAUUUUGUUCAAGUAAAUCUACAAGUUUCACAGUAAAUCAGUUAAGACAUUUUACUAGUGAUUAAGUUUUCUCAUAUUCACACAUUUAAAGUAAUGAAAUAAAUGAAAAUUACUGAAAAUGAAAUAAAUAUAAAUAACAAAUUGUCAUAUAUACAUAAUUCUAACGGUGUUUUGCUUCGAUGACAAACCGAGACAUCAGCUGUUCCACGUGUGAAGGUUUUCAUAAUAGUACUGAUGUAAUAAGAAAAGAUAUUGUACACAAAUUUAUAGAAAUAUCACAACUUCUUUCCUCGAAACCCUUCUACUGGCCAUGGGAGUAGUUGAAGUUUCGUGUUUCAUUUUACCACACGUUAACCAUCAGUUCAAAUACUAACUCCCAAUACAUUAGUUAUCUGUGUGUUUCUUACGAAUUAAAGAAUAAAACAGAGAUAAUUAAAAAAAAAUCAAAACAGUAUUACUAAACUCCUAAUUUCGUGCUGUAAAAAAACCUAUAACAAGUAUAGUUUUCAUGACAACAUAUUUGACAACCUAUAACAAGACAACAUAUUUCAUGUUAAAAAGGACUUAACAAAUCAACAAAGUGACUGCUAGGAGAAGAAAAAUAGAUGGCCAGUUCUAGGGUUAAAAGCAGUAAAAAUUUUUCGCUUUAAAUACAUUUAGCCAUGCUUUGUUUGAAGGUUUGCAGAUCACAGCACUGAUGUAACCUUCAAACAACUGCAAGCAAGUACUGUUGCAGUAACACAGAUUGCAGAUAUCGAAACGUAGUGUUACUGAUUUCUUGUUUCACUGAACGAUGGCAAAUGUCCGGAAAAAUCCUGUUUCCUUCAUUUAGCCAUGGUUAAGUGUAGCGAACAAAAUUUUUUUAACUUUACUAGUAUCUAGUACAUAUUACAAAUAUAAAACAGAAUUCUUAACGAAGUGAAGUGAUUGUUAAACAUUGAAACGUUGUUUCAUGCUGGAACGUUGGUGUCUUAAAAGCCGGCGUAGUAGAAUUACGGUAAAAUUCUCAGUUUACAGAAUUAUUUAAUGUAUAUUUUUUACAAAUAGACUUUAUUUCCUAACUUUUUAGAUUGUUACGCUUAAAUGAUAUUUUACUAUACACAAUUAUGCUUUUAAAACAAGAACUGUUGUACACAAUCGCGUCUUUUGUGGUUCUGUUGUCUAUUUUAUGAUAAGUGUUAGGUUGUAAAUCCAGUAUACUAUAAGUAAAGUAUUUUGAUAGUAUUUUGAAUGACUUUGUGAUUUUCAAUAUACAGUAGCUAUAAAAGGAUCUUAUUUGGAUUUAUGUUUUGGAGUUAUUGUGUUAUGUGAUUUCAUAACGAAUUAUAGAAAUAUUUUGAGAACUAAA
Messenger RNA from Homalodisca vitripennis (glassy-winged sharpshooter), 3945 nucleotides. Its product is annotated as neuropeptide Y receptor type 2-like. Gene Ontology annotation, cellular component: membrane. Gene Ontology annotation, biological process: G protein-coupled receptor signaling pathway. NCBI's taxonomy places the organism in Eukaryota, Metazoa, Arthropoda, Insecta, Hemiptera, Cicadellidae. The coding region runs from base 136 to 1383 and encodes 415 amino acids. Gene Ontology annotation, molecular function: neuropeptide Y receptor activity. The record is from RefSeq and is a predicted model, not a curated record. The transcript is spliced from 6 exons.